CAUAAGCGAACGUGUCCUAGCUUGGGAGCUAGAGGCAAUGACAGCCGGCCGCAGCACUGGUGCGCUCACACUGCAGAGCAUUUAUCCGCACGCCUGGAUUAUUGCAGGUUAUUAUGGUUUAUAUUACUGCUGGCCUCCCAAGGACUAAUACUCCUGUAGCUCUUCCUCUGGAAUACAGUGGUGGCCUCCCCCAUCAUCAUCCUCAUCACCGCGUAUACUGGGGACUAUUUGGGUAUUGGAGAGGAUCUGCAGUCAUACAAACAGCAGAAGAACGACUGCACUGCCACAAGGAGGGACGCUAUGGAAGACCACAUAGGUUGGUCAAGUCUAUAGGAUGGUAGCACACAGCAAAGUGGAAGCAGAUAAUGCAAUUUCAGACCGGAGAUCUCAACACCUGGAUGCCUCAAACUCUGAUCGUUCCCAGCUGCAGCCUGCCCGAGCCAUUCAUAACAGCCCAGGACGUCCCAUCCCUGCAACACUGCUUAGUGACACACACUUUCGUACCUUCCGCUCUCAGUCGGAUUUCACUGUCAUCACUAAGACCAGCAGCAUGCUGGAUAGCUGUGGCUUUUACUGGGGACCUAUGACAGUCAAUGUGGCCCAUGAUAAGCUAAGGCUGGAGCCAGUUGGUACUUUCCUCAUUAGGGACAGCAGACAGAAGAAUUGCUUUUUCGCCAUCAGUGUCACAACAGCCAAAGGACCUAUCAGCAUCAGAAUCCACUUUCAGGCUGGGAGAUUCAGCCUAGAUGGCAGCAAAGAGUCAUUUAACUGCAUUUUCCAGCUUGUGGAACAUUAUUUAUUGUCUCCUAAAAAGAUGCUGGUUUCUCCAUUAAGGAAGGUCCGAUUAAGACCUCUACAAGAUCUCUGUCGAAAAAGCAUAUUGGCAACAUUCGGGAGACAAAACUUGGAUAAAAUUCCUGUCAACCGGGUUUUAAAGGACUAUUUAAAGUCUUUCCCGUUUCAGAUAUAGUAAAACAGGGCAUUAACAAUAAGGAGCAAAACAGUGUUACAAAUUCAGCUUCCUGGGAUUAUUUUUUAAAUAUCUAAUUUAACAGUGGUCAAGUUUAUUUUUGUAGCAAUUUAACUGUAUUUUGAGAUGAAACUUGAACAUUUGCCUUUUAAUGUUUACAAAACCAAAGUAUUUGCACAAACCAAAAGGGGUCACCCCCUUUUUAAAAAAUUAUUUCUGCUGUGCAGAUUUGUCUUAUUAUUACAUUUUCCAAGUAAUAAAAUUUAUUAUAAUAUUUACAAAAACAA
Pseudophryne corroboree (corroboree frog) is the source of this 1257-nucleotide messenger RNA. RefSeq names its product suppressor of cytokine signaling 1 (gene SOCS1). Gene Ontology annotation, molecular function: 1-phosphatidylinositol-3-kinase regulator activity. Gene Ontology annotation, biological process: intracellular signal transduction; phosphatidylinositol phosphate biosynthetic process. The transcript is spliced from 2 exons. Gene Ontology annotation, cellular component: phosphatidylinositol 3-kinase complex. The record is from RefSeq and is a predicted model, not a curated record. NCBI's taxonomy places the organism in Eukaryota, Metazoa, Chordata, Amphibia, Anura, Myobatrachidae. Bases 335 to 970 code for a protein of 211 amino acids.